AGCAUGACGGGCGCAAACUGAGAGGUUGCGCUUUUGUCCGGCGGGGCCCCUGAAAGCUUCUCGGCUUGUAGGUCCAGGGCCACCUUGCGACGUUCUUACGCUGCCUCGAGCUUGCGCCCCUGGCGCUCUCUUGCUAAGGCAACCCUCCUCUUCGCAUCAGCUGCAGCCUGGAGCUCGCGCGGAGCGCAGUCUCUACGUCAGGCGUCAGGCCCUGGUCGGCGUCCAGGGAGCAUGGGUUGGUUUCGAAGGGGGCAUCUACUUGAUGGCAUUCUGAAGAAGGCAGGGCGGAGCCCGAGGGGAUGCCUGGGAGAGCGGGCGUGUUCGAGGCUGCCGCACAGAAGCGGCCCAGGUUUGCGAUGGCACGGCCGCCAGAGAACAGCGACAGCGACGAUUCGGAUGGCGGGGACAACGGGCCGGGAGGUCCAUCUGGGCUCUCGUCUGUGACCGUUGUGGUCGCGCUGUAUGCGGUGAUGCUGGUGGCUCUAUACGCCGGGUUCAUCAUGUUCGAAGGCAUGACGCCCGUCACUUGCAUCUACCUGAUCGUCCAGAUCGUGACAACAAUCGGAUAUGGCGACGUCACGCCCAAGAGCGAACCUGUAAUGGUGUUCGUUGCGUUGUUCACGAUCAUGACUCUGGUCGUUCUUGCGUAUUUCAUGAACCUGCUGGUUCAGAUGGCAAGCGCUCGCGAGGAGGCAGUUUUGGAGGAGCUCGUGAAUAGCGUGGGCACCCUCUCUGAGGCCCACUUGGCCGUGCGACAGGACCGUGUCUCGGCCGAGUGUCGAAAGCUCGGCAUUUCAACGCUACUAUUUUUGGGUUCGAUUCUGUUCGGGACAGUGUUCUACUCCAUUUAUGAAAGUUGUUCAUGCUCGUACGGGGAGACGGAACUCGCAGGGUGCGAUGACACAGAUUACGGCACGUGUGUUGAGACAAAGGGCGCAACAAAGUCGAUGUCCGAAGCCUUCUACUUUUCGGUUAUUACCCUCACGACAGUGGGAUUUGGUGAUUUUACUCCAGAGUCACGUGUUGGCCGGUGGGUGGGCAUUGCUUGGAUGAUUUUCGGUGUCGGCGCGACGGCAAAUUGGAUCGGAGCUUUAUCGUCUUUCUUUUUCGAGAGAAACAAGAGCCAUAAACAACGUGACACACCUAGUUCAGACGAACUGUUCGAGACUCUUGACGCAGACCACGAUGGGUGCUUAACACGCGCCGAACACCAUGUGUACCUGCUCCGCAAGCAAGGCAUAUUGUCUGAUUCAAUGUUGCAAACUCUCAACGAGCAUUUCGACACACUCGACGUCAACGUCCGCGGCAUGCUAGAUAUAAAGCAAAUGCAUGAGCGCAGCGCCAUUCCCGGGUAGACGGAGAGCGAUUACGUUGGUAGAAAAGACCGGUUGGACCAUAGAGGAUGCACGCAAAAUGUUGUCGUCUCCUUUGUCUCAUGGUCUCGUUCUCCUUCAUGUUUUUCUUCUUUCUCCUCCUCAUCAUCCGCUUGCGCUUCGAUUCUUAGCUGGCGUUGCCCGCAAAUCUUGGCGCACCCAUUUCGUGACACACGUUUAUUUCCCGCCAUCGCUUGUGCGAGAUCAACUAGCAGAGUGCCUUUUCCUCACCAUUGCUUGCUGUGCAUGUCGUCCAUUUUUCUCUCAGUGGAAUCCACAUUACGAGGGUCAAGACGUCGCCUAGAACUCUGGGGCCAGAGACAUAAGAAAUGAGCGAAUGGUGUGCGCGAUGUCUUCUCAUCCCGUCUCCUCUUUGAUCCGUUCUCCUCAUCAUCCUCCCUCUUCCCUUCUCGCCCUCUUCUUGGUAGUCCUCCCUCAGUCCCCAUCCAGGAUCCCAUUGGACUGGAC
Molecule: messenger RNA, 1841 nt
Organism: Prorocentrum cordatum
Lineage: Eukaryota; Dinophyceae; Prorocentrales; Prorocentraceae
Source: the annotation of a GenBank genome assembly